This is a messenger RNA of Drosophila takahashii, 3739 nucleotides long. RefSeq names its product Guanylyl cyclase at 32E (gene Gyc32E). Gene Ontology annotation, cellular component: plasma membrane. NCBI's taxonomy places the organism in Eukaryota, Metazoa, Arthropoda, Insecta, Diptera, Drosophilidae. Gene Ontology annotation, molecular function: protein kinase activity; peptide receptor activity; guanylate cyclase activity. Gene Ontology annotation, biological process: protein phosphorylation; receptor guanylyl cyclase signaling pathway; intracellular signal transduction. The record is from RefSeq and is a predicted model, not a curated record.
AUGCCAGGCUGUUCCGCCUCCACCGCUGCAUUCUCCUGCAUUUUCGUCCUUCUCGGCUGUCAGCGGAGCCAUCCUUUGGCUUCCGGAGCCACUGCCUCCUCGCGCCGACUGUCGGACACGAUAAAUAUUGGAUUCCUAGCUGAAUAUUCCCAGAUGCGCGUGACUCUGGGCGGACUGCCACUCGCCAUCGAGGAUGUGAACAAGAAUCCGAAUUUGCUGCCGGGUAAGAAGUUGGCCUUUAAACCGGUUGACAUUGGCCACAAAAUGAGCGCCUAUCGCGUGAAGCCUUUGAGGGCGAUGACACAGAUGAGGGAAAUGGGCGUGACCGCAUUCAUCGGUCCGGACGAGAGCUGCACCACGGAGGCUCUGCUGGCCUCUGCCUGGAACACUCCGAUGCUUUCCUUUAAAUGCUCCGACUCAAUUGUUUCGAACAAAAGUACCUUUCAUACCUUUGCACGAACCUUAGCUCCGGCCUCCAAGGUCUCCAAGAGUGUAAUCAGUCUACUGAACGCCUUUCAUUGGAACAAAUUCUCUAUAGUUGUCAGCUCGAAACCCAUCUGGGGCUCCGAUGUUGCUCGGGCGAUUCAGGAACUGGCGGAAGCAAGGAACUUUACCAUCAGCCAUUUUAAACAUAUAUCUGACUAUAUACCGACCACGAAGACACUUUCGCAGAUCGAUAAAAUUAUUGAAGAAACCUAUUCAACAACACGCAUCUAUGUGUUCAUUGGGGAGCAUAUUGCCAUGGUGGACUUUGUGCGGGGCCUCCAGAAUCGGCGGCUACUCGAGAGCGGGGAUUACAUCGUGGUGUCCGUGGACGACGAGAUCUACGACUCCAACCGAAGGGUUAACAUUAUGGAACGUAAUUAUUUAGAUCCUUAUAUUAGAAAAGAAAAGAGCAAAUCACUGGACAAAAUCUCAUUUCGUUCAGUUAUAAAAAUAAGCAUGACAUAUCCACAAAACCCCCAUAUUCGCGACAUUUGUUCAAAAAUAAAAGACUAUGCUCGAAAGACCCCGUUUCUGGUACCAUAUCAUCAACGUGUCUUUGACAACAUAUCGGUCCCCAUUUAUGGUCUGCAUCUUUACGACAGUGUUAUGAUCUAUGUUCGAGCUAUUACGGAAGUGUUGAAGCUGGGCGGUGAUGUAUACGACGGAAAUUUGGUAAUGAGCCACAUUUUUAACAGGUCCUAUCAUUCAAUACAAGGAUUUGAUGUCUACAUAGAUUCUAAUGGCGAUGCUGAGGGAAAUUACACAGUCAUAACUCUUCAAAACGAUGUGGGCAGUGGAACCUCUUCGGGUUCACUAGCCAAAAUGUCCAUGCAGCCAGUUGGGUUCUUUGCCUACGACAAGCACUCCCUAAUACCGGAGUUCCGAUACAUAAAGAACGAUAGACCCAUCCAGUGGCUAAAUGGCCGUCCUCCGCUUGCCGAACCCCUUUGUGGUUUUCAAGGCGAACUGUGUCCUCGAAAAAAGCUCGACUGGAGAUAUCUGGUAUCAGGUCCUUUGUGUGCCCUUGUCGUUGUGGUAGCCUUUGCCCUGUUGAUUAAGCAUUACCGCUACGAACAGACUUUGGCAGGUCUAUUGUGGAAGGUGGAUAUGAAGGAAGUUACAGUCAUUAAUCUCGGCGAAUACAACAAUCCCAGUAAUAAAAACAUUUUUCAAAUCUGCCGCCAAAGUAUUUUAGUGGUUGGUGAGCCAAACAAGAGGUCCUUCACAAAUAUAGCACUUUUCCGUGGAACUAUUGUGGCCAUGAAAAAGAUUCACAAGAAGAGCGUGGACAUCACUCGAUCUAUUCGCAAGGAAUUGAAACUAAUGCGAGAUGUGCGGCAUGAGAACAUUAUCAACUUCAUUGGAGCCUCCACCGAUCACGGAUCCGUAAUAUUAUUCACCACAUACUGCGCACGGGGCAGUCUGGAGGACGUGCUGGCCAACGAAGACCUCCAUUUGGAUCACAUGUUCAUCUCCUCACUCGUCUCCGACAUCCUGAAGGGCAUGAUCUAUUUGCACGACUCGGAGAUAAUAUCCCAUGGCAACCUGCGAUCCAGCAACUGCCUCAUCGACUCUCGCUGGGUCUGCCAAAUAUCUGACUUUGGACUGCACGAACUAAAGGCGGGCCAAGAAGAACCCAACAAAAGUGAACUGGAACUGAAACGUGCUCUCUGCAUGGCGCCGGAGCUUUUGAGGGACGCCUAUCGACCUGCACGAGGUUCGCAAAAAGGGGAUGUCUAUUCCUUUGGGAUUCUACUCUACGAGAUGAUUGGCCGCAAAGGUCCUUGGGGUGAUACGGCCUACUCAAAAGAGGAAAUAAUUCAGUUUGUCAAGUGUCCUGAACUAUUGCAACAUGGGGUAUUUCGUCCAGCUUUGACGCACACUCACUUGGAUAUACCGGACUACAUCCGGAAAUGUCUGUGCCAAUGCUGGGAUGAAGAUCCGGAGGUCAGACCCGAUAUCCGGCUGGUUCGCAUGCACUUAAAGGAACUACAGGCUGGCUUAAAACCAAAUAUUUUUGACAAUAUGCUAUCGAUAAUGGAGAAAUAUGCCUACAAUCUUGAGGGUCUUGUUCAGGAACGAACUAAUUUACUGUACGAAGAGAAGAAGAAAACCGACAUGCUCCUGUACCAGAUGCUGCCCAGACCUGUAGCUGAGCUUCUAAAGCGAGGAGACCCCGUAGAGGCCGAGUGCUUCGACUGCGUCACUAUUUUAUUCAGCGAUAUUGUGGGAUUCACCGAACUCUGCACCACGAGCACACCUUUUGAGGUGGUAGAAAUGCUAAACGACUGGUACACUUGUUGCGACUCGAUUAUUUCCAACUAUGAUGUCUAUAAGGUUGAGACAAUUGGCGAUGCUUAUAUGGUUGUAUCCGGAUUGCCAUUGCAAAAUGGAAGUCGCCAUGCAGGAGAGAUUGCCUCGUUGGCUCUUCACCUUCUAGAGACCGUGGGAAAUCUCAAAAUCCGACAUAAGCCCACCGAGACGGUUCAGCUGCGUAUUGGAGUUCACUCGGGUCCUUGUGCAGCAGGUGUUGUAGGACAGAAGAUGCCCAGAUAUUGCCUCUUCGGAGACACUGUGAACACAGCAUCUCGGAUGGAAAGCACCGGGGAUACGAUGAAGAUCCACAUUUCGGAGGCCACCUAUCAACUGCUCCAGCUAAUAGGCAGCUACUCCUGCAUCGAGAGGGGUCUGACCAGCAUUAAGGGCAAGGGCGACAUGCGAACAUACUGGCUGACCAAUCGUCAGCAAUCCGAGCUAACGCCGGAUCUCAUUAGCACCGUGGACACUUUGGAUACAUACUGCUCCGCCGGUAGGGACAAUAUGGACCAGUCGCUCCACCAAUAUUGCAGUCCGGCGCCGAAAAACUACAGACUUGGAUCCUGCAACUGUGACACCAAAUGUUUGUAUAGCCGUCGAUCUGAUGACAAUGUGACUAGUUCCCAUGGCACUUCAGAGUUCCCCAAGAUUAGUGAACCCACGCAGGUUAACUGCAAUCAAUUGUGUGUUUGUCGCUUGAACAGCAGCCAAGUGUUCAGUAAUCGAAGUCCUCGAUCUGCUCCCAGCAUCACAUUUAGACUUUAAGGAGUCAAUUAUAUUAUAUGUAAGAUCUUUGAUCGAUUCCAUUUGAGAUGUAGUGAAUAUCAGGCUAGAUUUAUGUACUGGCGUCCAUUAAUGUUUACGUAUUAUUAUGGAAUUAUAGUGACGAACUGAGUUUCUUAUGAUGCUACUGUACAUAUAUUUUUUAGUAUAUUUU